UGUGAGGUGGAAUCCCACACAGAUCCCGCUUUACCGCUUGCAGUUAGGUGCCGCUACGGCCUGGAAGUCUAUCCCGCACAAGAUUGGGAUACUUGUCGGUCUGGCAUCAAGCUGAGAUCUGAUUGGUCGAAAGUCUGGACUCAACAGCCAAUCAUGACCCGUGUGCAACGCCACCUUCCGUAA
Opisthorchis viverrini is the source of this 183-nucleotide messenger RNA. RefSeq lists its product as hypothetical. NCBI's taxonomy places the organism in Eukaryota, Metazoa, Platyhelminthes, Trematoda, Opisthorchiida, Opisthorchiidae. The record is from RefSeq and is a predicted model, not a curated record. The transcript has 2 exons. The annotation marks the transcript as partial.